AUGGCGAGUAGACUGACGUCGCCGCUCUCUCUUUUGGCCGUUAACCGCGAAAGAAACGACAACGAAGGGCACGACGCGGUCUCCCCCGACCCCGGGAAUAGUCCCGGCAUGCCGGGCGGGUCUCCCAUGCAACUUGGCGCUACAACCACCUUGCAAUCUCCACGCCAAUCUCGCGAGUCGGCACCCCCUUCACGCGAGUACGGUGACUCCGAUGGAGAUUUGUUCACUCCGCCCCAAGGCGUUCGCGCAAGGCGCCGACGACGGUCCGAGGUGUGGGGAGACACGCCGACGCGGAGCUCGUCACGCACGCGACCGUCGGAGCAAGUCUCGGCUUCUCCGGAGGUCCCUCCGCCUCCCGCGUUCUUCGUGCGGGCGUCGGGGACGAACGCUUCCGAGAGUGACAAACUUCGAUUCAUCCGUGCGGUGGAAGCGAAUAAGGCCAAGGGAAUAAGCGUCGCCGCGACGACCGCGAGGUGGGGAUUCUCUAAGAACGCGUACGCUAAGUACAAAAAACAGGACAAGCUAGGCGAGACGAAGCCCAAGGUCAUCCCGGGCCGCCCGCAAAAGGCGGACGAGGAAAUCAAAGCGAAGCUUUAUGAAGUCAAUCGAGCGUUUCAAGGUGGCUUAACUAUCGAAGGACUAAGCAAGGAGCUCCUCCGCAUCUUCGGCGUAUACCUCAGUCCCAGCACCAUCUGCCGGAUGAUGACGAGGGAUGGCUGGCGUAAGCGAAAGAAACGUUCGUCGCCGUUCCUCACCGAGAAGGCGAUGACGGCGCGCGCGGAAGGUACACAUACACGUACCGGAAGUACUCACCGGAAGUACUUCCGUACUCCCGUACCAAGGUAA
Micromonas pusilla CCMP1545 is the source of this 846-nucleotide messenger RNA. RefSeq lists its product as uncharacterized. The coding region runs from base 1 to 846 and encodes 281 amino acids. The transcript has a single exon. The record is from RefSeq and is a predicted model, not a curated record. Lineage: Eukaryota; Viridiplantae; Chlorophyta; Mamiellophyceae; Mamiellales; Mamiellaceae.